Molecule: messenger RNA, 399 nt
Organism: Aspergillus fischeri NRRL 181
Lineage: Eukaryota; Fungi; Ascomycota; Eurotiomycetes; Eurotiales; Aspergillaceae
Exons: 2
Coding region: 1-399 (132 amino acids)
Source: RefSeq, a predicted model, not a curated record
AUGCGGCACAGACCAUUCCCCACCAACCCUGGUAGCACAUUCGACCUGAGGGAGAUGCGCAAAGCCGUCGACAAGUACCUCGACCUAGCGGCAGCGCGCAUAUAUGCUGGUGAAAAGAACAUCAAAUGCUACGUCCUUGUCUCCUGCUUGCUGGCACAGGCAGAUGCGAUGCAGGUGGGUGCUUUAGUGGAGCAGAGGAUCUCUGUGGCAUUAAAGAAGAGCCUGGAGACGUGUUAUUCGCUUCUGUGGUCACAAAUACAAGACAUGCAAGAUGCGCCUCUCAGCCCUACUACUGUUGGCGAGCAGCUUGAUUGGUCUCAGUGGAACAAUUUCAUGGGGCUGAACGCGACUGUCGGGAGCCCUCAACCUCUGAUAAGUCUCACGCAACUCGACAUGUAG